CCUCAAGUUUGUCUACUCCACCUACAAUAUGACUUCCCCAACACUUUCCCUAAACGACCCCAGCCUAUUGGUUGGCAAGAACUACAUCAACGGCCAGUGGGUCGAAGCGGCCUCAGGCAAGCGGUUCAACGUGACAGACCCUGCAACUGGGAAUCUCAUCGGAUCCUGUCCCGAGUCAGGCUCCGUCGAUGCGGAGAAAGCAAUUCAAGUUGCAGCAGCCGCGCUCCCCUCAUGGCGCUCCCGCACCGGUCGCAACCGCAGCCGGAUUCUUCGUCGGUGGUUUGAAUUAGUCCUCGAGAAUAAAGACGAUCUGGCACGCCUUAUUACGUUGGAGAACGGCAAAGCCAAGUCGGAUGCCACUGGGGAGGUUCUUUUCGCAGCAAGCUUCCUUGAAUGGUUCGCGGAAGAGGCCGCACGGAUCUACGGCGAUGUUAUUCCUCACAGUCAGCCUGGGUUCCGGGUUUCGGUUUUGAAAGAGCCGAUUGGGGUUUGUGGGCUGAUUACACCAUGGAAUUUCCCCGCUGCCAUGGUCAUCCGGAAACUAGCCCCUGCCCUAGCGGCUGGCUGCACCGUGGUCUUAAAAACGGCGGGUGAGACGCCAUUCACCGCUAAUGCCUUGCUGCAGCUGGGUGAAAGGGCCGGAGUACCAGCCGGUGUCAUCAACAGCGUCAACGCUCUAGAGAAUACUCCGGAAAUCGGACAGGUACUUUGUUCCUCAGACAUAGUGCGGAAGAUCUCAUUCACGGGGUCUACUCGAGUGGGGAAGCUGCUCAUGCAACAAUCCAGCAAUUCGUUAAAGAAACUCAGUCUCGAGCUUGGGGGAAAUGCUCCAUUUAUUGUCUUUGAUGAUGCGGAUUUGGAUAUUGCUGUGGAUGCUGCGAUCACCAGCAAGUUCAAGUCCUCGGGACAGACUUGUGUGUGCUCCAAUCGGAUUUUUGUUCAGCAGAGCAUUUAUGUUGAAUUUAUUCGACGAUUGAAGGAUGCUGUUGGGAGAUUCCAUUUGGGUUAUGGGUCGGAUGAGAAGACUACACAUGGGCCGUUGAUUACAUCCGCUGCAGCAGAGCGGGUUGCUGCUUUGGUGGAAGAUGCCGUUCAGCAUGGGGGGAAGGUCGAGAUCGGUGGUCAGCGUCGAGCUGAUCUGGGCCCAAACUUCUUCGAACCUACCAUCAUCACCAACGUCAGCCCAGGCAUGCGGGUGGUGAGUGAAGAGAUCUUCGGCCCAGUAGCACCAAUCUUCUCCUUCGAAACCGAAGACGAAGUGAUUACUGCAUCCAACAACUGCGAUGUCGGAUUGGCCUCGUAUAUCUUUACCCGCGAUGUGGCGCGUGCCAAUCGGGUAUCGGAACUGUUGCAAUUUGGCAUGGUCGCGAUCAACGCCGGCGUGGUAUCUGAUGCCGCUAGUCCAUUUGGGGGUAUCAAGCACUCGGGCAUUGGUCGAGAAGGUAGUAAGUACGGGAUUGAGGAUUAUCUGCAGACUAAGACGGUGGUUACUGGGAAUAUCCAUGUGGUGCAUAAAUCGGUGCUGUAG
Messenger RNA from Aspergillus ibericus CBS 121593, 1528 nucleotides. Its product is annotated as NAD-dependent succinate-semialdehyde dehydrogenase. Bases 29 to 1528 code for a protein of 499 amino acids. Lineage: Eukaryota; Fungi; Ascomycota; Eurotiomycetes; Eurotiales; Aspergillaceae. Gene Ontology annotation, molecular function: succinate-semialdehyde dehydrogenase (NAD+) activity. The record is from RefSeq and is a predicted model, not a curated record. The transcript has 5 exons. Gene Ontology annotation, biological process: GABA catabolic process.